Molecule: messenger RNA, 1461 nt
Organism: Medicago truncatula (barrel medic)
Lineage: Eukaryota; Viridiplantae; Streptophyta; Magnoliopsida; Fabales; Fabaceae
Product: PTI1-like tyrosine-protein kinase At3g15890
Exons: 4
Coding region: 165-1286 (373 amino acids)
Biological process (GO): protein phosphorylation
Molecular function (GO): ATP binding; protein kinase activity
Source: RefSeq, a predicted model, not a curated record
UCGAUUGGCUUUGCCGGCAUUUGAAAGUGAGAUAUUUUUGUGAUGACCAGUUACCAUUCUUUCUUUAAAAGAAAAUAUUUCAUUUGGAGACAUGUUCCUUAAAGUUGUUCUACACUUCAAUAUAUCACAUAACAUAACAACAUAGUAACAUAGUACUACCAAUUAUGGGAUCUUCCUUGAGUUGUUGUGGCUCAGAGAAGGUUGAUGAAGUGCCAACAUCAUAUGGUGUAGCUAACAAUUCUUGGAGAAUUUUCACAUACAAGGAGUUGCAUACAGCUACAAACGGGUUCAGUGAUGAUUAUAAGCUUGGUGAAGGUGGGUUUGGGAGUGUCUAUUGGGGAAGAACCAGUGAUGGGCUACAGAUAGCAGUGAAGAAACUGAAAGCAAUGAACUCAAAGGCAGAGAUGGAAUUUGCUGUAGAAGUUGAAGUGCUUGGAAGGGUUAGGCACAAAAAUUUGUUAGGUCUAAGGGGCUAUUGUGUUGGCGAUGAUCAAAGGCUUAUUGUCUAUGAUUACAUGCCAAAUCUAAGUCUGCUUUCUCAUCUCCAUGGUCAAUAUGCUGGUGAAGUGCAACUCAACUGGCAAAAGAGAAUGAGCAUUGCAAUUGGCUCUGCUGAAGGCAUUUUGUACUUGCACCAUGAGGUCACACCCCACAUCAUUCAUAGAGACAUCAAGGCAAGUAAUGUUUUGCUUGAUUCAGAUUUUGUGCCUCUAGUUGCUGAUUUUGGUUUUGCAAAGCUAAUACCAGAAGGAGUUAGUCACAUGACAACCAGGGUUAAGGGUACCUUAGGAUACUUAGCACCUGAGUAUGCUAUGUGGGGAAAAGUUUCUGAAAGCUGUGAUGUCUAUAGUUUUGGAAUUCUUCUAUUAGAGCUAGUAACUGGUAGAAAGCCCAUAGAGAAGUUACCUGGUGGGCUUAAGAGAACAAUAACUGAAUGGGCUGAGCCUUUGAUAACCAAAGGAAGGUUUAGGGAUAUGGUUGAUCCAAAACUCAGAGGAAACUUUGAUGAAAAUCAAGUUAAACAGACAGUUAAUGUAGCUGCUCUUUGUGUGCAAAGUGAGCCUGAGAAACGACCAAACAUGAAGCAAGUUGUUAGUCUUUUGAAAGGACAAGAACCUGAUCAAGGGAAAGUGACUAAGAUGAGAAUUGAUAGUGUCAAAUAUAAUGAUGAAUUACUGGCACUUGAUCAACCUAGUGAUGAUGAUUAUGAUGGAAACAGCAGCUAUGGUGUUUUUAGUGCUAUUGAUGUCCAAAAGAUGAAAGAUCCUUACAAGAAAAUUGGCUAAAUUUAUGUAAUGUAACCAACUUAAAUGCUUUGUUAUGUAUUGGUAAUUUAUUCCAUUUGGUAGUAGAACUAUUUUGUAAUGACUAAUAGGUUCAUUCAUCUUAGACCAACUCUUGUAUUGUAGAAUCUUUAAAUUGAUAUUAUUUAUGUGUUUUUCAUAUGAGCACUUUCGAUUA